Molecule: messenger RNA, 339 nt
Organism: Parastagonospora nodorum SN15
Lineage: Eukaryota; Fungi; Ascomycota; Dothideomycetes; Pleosporales; Phaeosphaeriaceae
Exons: 2
Coding region: 1-339 (112 amino acids)
Source: RefSeq, a predicted model, not a curated record
AUGGCGAUCGAAAAUGCGCAGGAUGAUUAUGAGAAGGAAUUCUUUUUCACCACGUGUAGGCAUCAAGUCUGGGAUCUUACGAAGCUUGAGGGCUGUGAUAUCUUGGUAGACCAUAGUCUGAUUUUGUCCGCGCACUUUGUCGAAAACGUUCAUUGGAGAGCGUGCCCAAAGAGCAAUGUCCAUGUCGUCGACACGGAGACGGGAGAGUGGAUCGAUUCCAACACAGCUGGACCGAUCAUUGAUGACUGGGAUGAGGAGAACGAAGAGGACUUCAAGCAGAGGGAGGAAGCGAUGAUGAAGAUGAAAGAACCCCUGCCGCGAAUCGAAUUGAAUUAUUAG